AUAUCAUAAAAACAAAUAUGGUGGCUUAUGAAAAUCUUUUAAGGUUUAUUUAAUUAUAUUAUGGGUGCACAAAUUUGGGAGAUAUUGAGACAGGGUAUCUGGGCAUCAUUGACAGGCGGAUUUUUUUACGAUCCUCACCAAAAUUUAUUUUCAAAUACAUUCCAUCUGUACCUUUGGCUUUUUCUGCUAUGUUUUCCUUUUACUUUGUAUUUGACUUUUGGUUCGAAUUACAUAGUCUGGAGUGUUUAUGCAAUCGUAAUCGCAACUCUAUUUACGAUUAUAAAGUUGAUAAAUUAUGCCCUGCAUAGAUUAUUUGAUAAUAAUGAGGUAAUAGCAGAAUCAAACUCUAGUCAAAAUGAUAAAGAAAGAGAAGAAGAGAGUAGUUUACCCAUCGAUAGCCAACAAGGAAUGGAACUCUCAAUUAUGUACAGUUCUGGAGAUGCCGCUGAAGCAAAACCUAUUGAAUGUAGCUCUAGAACUUCUCAAGCUGUACUCUUUGAUAAAUCAAAACCAGAGGAAAGCUUAGAAAAUGAUAUAAAUGAUGCAAAAUCAGCUCAAAAGAAGUCUAAAGGCAGGGAUGCACUUGGACGACCCCUAACAAUUAAUAUUCCAAAAGAGGAAGAAAUAGAAAAGUCAGUUGAAGACCGAUCCAAGAGAAGACACAGCUCUCCUGGUCAAAGACCACAAAAAUCCGAUCCACCAAGUCAUCGAGAUAGGGCUGGUACAGACGCCUGCCAAAGAGUUAGAAGAUCAAAAGCAUCAUUAAAUGCAGUUAGCCCUAAUACGCCAAUUUCUCCUCAUGGCUUAGAGAUGUUGAAGCUGGAACCUUUUCCCACUUCUGCAAACUCGUCUAUGUCUGUUGAGGAUGAAAGAACUUCAGGAAUUCCACCUAGAUCAGCACCCAGGCGAACAGGUUUUCGAAGUAGAUUUCCUCUGUUGAGAGAUCAUCCAUUAGCUACCUCUUUCUCAGAUAGUGAUGGGAAGCACCAAAAUGGCUCUUAUAGCCCCCGAAGUGCCGAAAGUUACAUGCCAAAAGAUCGAAAUGUUUUUCAUUUCCCUGAACAUGGAAAAAAGAGAAUAUGUAAUAUCCCAGUAGAAGAAGAAGAAGAUGAAGAAUAUGGUGAUAAAAACGACGGAAGAAUUUCCCAUUGGCAUAAUAUAGAUAAACCUAGCCAAAAGCUUAGCUUAAGGAAAGCAACUGCAGAAAUUCAUGCACCUCCAUCAUCCAUAACUCCGACAAAGUAUUUAGAGCCAAGUACAAGUAAAGCUCAUGACAUAAGAGCCACAAACAUAUCAACGGACGAAGAUUCAGAACUUAAGAAAAGGAGAAAGAGCGAUGGAGAUAACAAUCGAGGGCAACAUUCUGUAACACUAUCUAUGAGACGCCGUCGUAAAAAGCGUCGCUCCAAGUCCGAUCCAGAAAAGCGUUUUGAUUCAAGUCAAGACUCGUCCUUAUCAGAGUCCAGCUCUCUAUUAGGAGCCGUUGGAGGAUCCUCAAGAAAUGAUAGAGGCACUCAUCAAGCAUCGUCACACGACGAUACUUCCAUGGGUGCCAUUCAUUAUUUUCUUGAUGAAAAUGGAAUAUUACGUUAUUAUACUUUCGGCGACGUAAGCCAGCAAGCAAAAAGUGUUGGGGAACGAGAAGAGUCCGUAUCCGAAGUGGAAAGAGUUGGAUUGAGCAUGCCAAUGCCUAUAUCAAGGCCUUAUAUGACUUCAGAUACGUCAAACGUUGGGCAAAUAGUCCAAAGCUUCACAAGAAAUUUCAGCAGUGAUAGAAGGUUAAAUACAUCAGUACCUUGCUCUCCGUCAUCUUCAACCGUUGCAAAGCCUAAAUUCUAUUACAAGUUACGCGUUUUACCAUUUGUCAACAAAUUCAUAAAAAUAAGAUUCGAUAGACUAUCUCUAUUGGCUCUUUUGGACAAUGGAAAUUGGUUGGAAAAUUUGUGCAGUGUAUCAUUAGCUGUGCUGGUUGGAAUUUUAGGGAUUCUACUCUUGGAUCGUAAUUUCUUUAACGAAUUUUCAAUUUUUAUAUUAUGUUUCGUUUUCGCCGGCUGCCAAUACUCAUUAUUAAAGAGUGUUCAGCCAGAUGCUUCAUCACCAGUACAUGGUUAUAAUAGAAUUAUUGUUUAUAGUAGACCUUUUUAUUUUGCAAUUUGUUCUUCCUUACUAUUAAUACUUGACGAAGUGAAAAAAGGAAAAGGAGAAGGAGAUAAAAUAUCGUUAUACGGUGUUGACUUGUCAAAUGAAUAUACUGUUGAAUUGGCUAUGACAGUUUUAAAGAUAUUCAUAAUUUGCUUUCCCGUUAUAUUUACUAUAGGAUUAUUACCACAAGUAAAUACAUUCGCCAUUUAUCUCUUAGAGCAGAUUGAAAUUAACGUGUUCGGAGGAAAUGCAACAACUGGUAUUGUUUCUUCAAUAUUUACCGUAUUAAGAAGUUGUGUAACUGUAGCAUUUCUCUACGGAUUUUGUUACGGAGGCUUAAAAGAGGAAGAAAACUCUCAACACGCUCUAUUCUCCGUCUAUUGUGGCCUCUUAGUACCUGUUUGUUAUCAUUUAAGUAGAUGUAGUAGUGAUCCUUUAGUAAUAAUUAAAUUACUAAAAGACCUUUUAAAACGGAAAUCAUCGAAACGAUUAAACGAAUACAACGAAGCUUCAGAAUUGAUUAUAACCACCGUAAAAGCUGCUGUUAAAGAAAGACUAAACUCUGAUAUCAUUAUCUGUUCAAUAACUUCCAUAAUGGUUUUUGCUGUUCACGUUUCAACAGCAUUCAGUUCGCCCGCUUUGCAACCUCUUCUCUAUGAUAUAUUAGUUUAUAUUCUAUUAAUAUUUGGUUUAACGAAUCAUUACAUACUGCCAUGGUUGCGCCACGAAACUCCUUGGUUCUGCUUCUCAAGACCAUUAUUUGCGGCUCAUGAAAGAGAAAUGUACGAAGUUAAAGAAGCUGCUAAAGUUAUGAAAUAUGAAAAAUUUGGAAUAGCUUUAAAAUUUAUCGAAAGGAAUUUCUUAUGUCCAGCUUUAUUCCUAUGCACAAUUACAAAAUCGGCCAAAAGUAUGGUUGAAGAUGAAAAGUUCUCUCUACCGAUAAUUACCUUGAUAACAGUUGUUUGUAGUAUUAAAAUGGUACGGAGUGGUUUUGCCAGCACUCAAAAUCAAUAUACCACCGUCUUCUUAACCUAUUUGUUAUUUAAAUACGAUUUUAAAAAGUAUUCUGAGCAUUUCCUACUCGAUUAUUUCUUUAUAAGUAUACUUUAUUUAAGGUUUCAAGAUUUUCUUCUCAAGUUAAAUUUUGUUUUCACUUAUAUUGCACCUUGGCAAAUAACAUGGGGAAGCGCAUUUCAUGCCUUUGCACAGCCGUUUUCUGUUCCACAUUCAGCAAUGCUUUUUGUGCAAAUUUUAGUUUCAAGUUUUUUAAACGCUCCACUUAAUCCGAUCCUUGGAAGUGCAUUAUUUUUCACUUCUUAUAUAAGACCAAUAAAAUUUUGGGAGAAAAAUUAUAAAACUAAGAGAUUAGAUAAUACAAACACAAAAUUAUCAACUCAAUUAGACAGACAUCCUGGAACAGAUGGAGACGAUAAUCUCAAUUCUAUAUUCUACGAACACUUAACAAGAUCUUUACAAUAUUCACUUGCUGGCGAUUUGGCACUAGGACGGUGGGGAUGCGUUAAUCAAGGAGACAUAUUUAUUCUAGCAUCAGAAUACCUAAAUGCAUUGGUACAUAUUGUUGAACUGGGCAACGGUUUGGUAACUUUUCAGCUAAGAGGUUUAGAAUUUCGUGGGACUUAUUGCCAACAAAGAGAGGUAGAGGCUAUCACCGAAAGUUUUGAUGAGGACGAUGGUUGCUGCUGUUGUCAUCCAGGCCAUAUAAAACGCAUGCUGAGCGCUAAUGCAGCUUUCAACGCUCGUUGGUUGGCAUGGCAAGUCGUAGCAACUAAAUAUGUCUUGGAAAGUUAUAGCAUAACUGAUAAUAAUGCGGCCCUUAUGCUUCAAGUGAAUGACUUAAGAAGAGUGCUAAUUACAUAUUACGUUAAAGCAAUAGUCUUUUAUGCCAUAUCAUCUCCAAAAUUACCCGAAUGGCUUCAAAACGAGGAGAUAAUUAGAGGACUUGAACCUUUACAGCAGGAUGAUCAUGUUGACUUAGAUCCGGUUUUUUCUACAGAUGACGACUAUGAUUCUAGAGUGAACGGUAUUUCAAAGUCAAGCUUCUUGGCGGUUUACGCAGAAUGGAUAAGCUAUUGUGCGGGUGAAAGAACGGAAAAUGAUAACACUUUAACGAGUUUUUGUUACGGGCUAUCUUUAGUUGGUCGAAGGGCUCUUUCAGCCGCUUCGGCCUAUAGUCCCCAUUCACGCGCUACCCAAAAUUUACCUGUUGAUGCUUUCUUAAGAGGAUUACAUUCACUAUUUAAAGGAGAUUUUCGAAUUGCUUGCGAAAGAGAUGAAUGGAUAUUUUCGGACAUGGAAAUGGUUAGACGAGUUUUGGCACCGGCCAUACGAAUGGCUGUUAAAUUACACCAAGAUCAUUUUACAUCACCUGAAGAGUAUAACGACUGUCAAGCCUUGUACGAUGCUAUCCGUCAACACGAAGAAGUUAUGGUGAUCUCACACGAAGCAGAUCCAGCAUGGAGAAAAGCAGUUUUGAGUAAUACUCAAUCCCUACUAGCCCUUCGCCACGUACUGGAUGAUGGCGUCGAAAACUACAGAAUAAUUAUGUUAAAUAAAAGGCAUAUGUCUUUCCGACUAAUCAAGAUAAAUAGAGAAUGUGUUCGAGGUUUAUGGGCGGGACAACUACAUGAAUUGGUCUUCCUCAGAAAUAGAAAUCCUGAAAGAGGUAGCAUACAAAAUGCUAAACAAGCAUUGCGAAAUAUGAUCAACUCGUCUUGCGAUCAACCGAUCGGAUAUCCUAUUUAUGUUUCUCCUUUGACAACUAGCUAUUGUAAUACCCACUGUUUAUAUUCUAAGAACCUAUUGGGUAGAGAAUGGAGUCUGAAGGGCUUAACAGAAACUGUAAGAAGAUUUUGGAAUAAUAUGAGGACAAGGUGCGCCAAUUCAUGUAAUGAUAGUGUUUCUAUACAAAUGGCCUCGUUACCUCAAAAAUCUAUAAGUGGUGGUCUGUUCACAACAGAAGCUAGCGCAAAUAAUCGAGUAGUUCGAAUUGCCAAUACCAAAGCAGUUUUAGAAUCUCUUAAUUCUGGUAUAAAACGAGAUAUGUUUCCAAAUGAAGACUGGAGAAUAAAAGGUGGUAAAAGUGGUUGGAGUGGUUGGGUACCAGAAAGGGGAACAGAAGGUUUAGUCGUACACAGAUGGAUACCAUGCCACAGGGAACUCAAAAGAAGAUCUCAUAUAGAUAAGACUAUUCUAUUAUUAUCCGUAAGGGAUGGAGAGUACUUUGUACCAGUAUUAGAGAGUGGGGUUGUCGACCUCGCCCUAACAGUUUAAAACAGUUAAUGAAAACAUUUUGUUUUGUUUUUGUUUUCUUUGUUUUGUUCGUUCUUUCGUCAUUGCAAAAAAAAAAUAACGACUAUUUGCGCAAUUAAAAUCUGUAUGUAGAUAUUUAUACACAUAUUCUUAUAUGUGUUUAUGCAAAUAUCUUUUAUAGUUUUAAACAAUAGAAUUAUUCAGAUUAUCAUAUGUCGCAGAUAUACUGUAUAUAUAAUAUGUUUUAUAUUGCAUCUAAGAGAGAAAGAAAGUCAACCAGAAAUAUGGAAAGAGAAACUAUAAAGAUAGAGAAAAGACGCUAUAACAAAAAAAAAACAAAAGGAAAAAUAUUCUUCUAUUCAAUUCACUUGAAUGAAAUAUAUUUGUGAAAUUUUUUUAAACAAUUAAAGAUGAGAAAACAGUUUUUUCAUUGUUUUUUUUCUUUUAAAUUAUACUGAUAAUAAAUUCUUUUCUAACAAGGUAACUAUAUAUAAAUAGUUUUUAAAUAUUACGCAUUUUUGCGAAUAUUUGCUAUUUUUAAUGUCUUAUCUUGAGUUUUUGAA
Molecule: messenger RNA, 5975 nt
Organism: Dimorphilus gyrociliatus
Lineage: Eukaryota; Metazoa; Annelida; Polychaeta; Dinophilidae
Source: the annotation of a GenBank genome assembly